AUGAGCAAAUCUACUGGUGUUCGCUUACUAGCUAAUGGUGUUGCCUCUUGUUCAGCACAGGCUUCAAUUUACGGAAAAUGUAUUGCUGCUAAUUAUCAAGGUGUCACCAAAGACAUGUGUCAAAAGGAAUUUCAAGCAUUUAAGCAAUGUGUUCAACUAGCUGUAAAGAGGAAAUGGUAA
Messenger RNA from Rhizopus microsporus ATCC 52813, 180 nucleotides. RefSeq lists its product as uncharacterized. The transcript has 2 exons. Gene Ontology annotation, cellular component: mitochondrion. Gene Ontology annotation, biological process: mitochondrial respiratory chain complex I assembly. The record is from RefSeq and is a predicted model, not a curated record. NCBI's taxonomy places the organism in Eukaryota, Fungi, Mucoromycota, Mucoromycetes, Mucorales, Rhizopodaceae. The coding region runs from base 1 to 180 and encodes 59 amino acids.